This is a messenger RNA of Botrytis byssoidea, 1209 nucleotides long. RefSeq lists its product as uncharacterized. Bases 1 to 1209 code for a protein of 402 amino acids. The transcript has 5 exons. Gene Ontology annotation, molecular function: ADP binding. NCBI's taxonomy places the organism in Eukaryota, Fungi, Ascomycota, Leotiomycetes, Helotiales, Sclerotiniaceae. The record is from RefSeq and is a predicted model, not a curated record.
AUGGAUUCAAAACGCGUAUUCUUCAGGGGCCUGCGAAGCAAACCAAAGGAAGGACAAGCUAAUGACUCGAUUGGCAAUGGCGAGCCUGCUCCAAAGGUGGAAACUCCCAAAGGAGCCGUCGCUGAUUUGAUAUCCGCAACAUCAGGGAGUACUAUGCAGCAUCUGUAUCAUCUUGAUCCACAAAAAAUAAACCCAAAAUCUGGAAAAACAUUUUGGGGUCGGGCAACAAAUGGCGGCCAUGGUUCAAAGCAGAGUGGACAUAAUGGAAUCAAAGCAAUGGACCAUCGAGUUCUCCGAAAGUCACUCAAAGUCAAGGAUCAGGUGAAAGGAAUCAUGGAAGCUUUUCAGAAGGUCAAAGAAUUGGGGACAGCUCUUGCGAGUAUUGAUCCAAUAAUUUUCGGUUCGCCUUGGACUGGUGUAUCCCUUUUACUUACUCUCGUUUUAAGUGAUUUCAAACAAAACGAAACACUUCUUGAUGGGUUGGAAACGAUAGCAGAUAUCAGAGCUCGAUACGCCGUAAUAGAGAGUAAUUAUCUGAAAACUGCCGUCACAGGAGAUCUCGGUAUACAACUUGAGUCGAGGGUCGUUAAGAUCUAUGCUUGUAUUCUCAAGUACCAAGCGAAAGCAGCAUACCACCUUUCUAAGUCUACCCCGAUUAGGUUUAUGCGCAAUUUACCCAAGUUGGAUGCUUGCCGACGAGAGAUAUUAAAAAGGAUUGAAGACGCGCAUCUAAGAAACUCUUCUUCAGAAGCAAACAUGGUUGUUUUGCGCGGCAUAGGAGGACAAGGUAAGACACAAAUCGCGCUCAAAUACUGCCAUAUAUGGAGAAGCAAAUUUGAGGCUGUGCUCUGGGUCGAUGCGAGCUCUGAGAACUCAGUUAUCCGAAGUUUUGAAACAAUCUACGCUAAGAUCAAGGGACCUGGAAAUGACUGUGGUAGUGGUGACACGAAACUAGAUUUCGUCAAAGAUACCAUCCGCACGUGGAAUUUCAGGUGGCUGAUUACUUUUGACAAUUACGUUACGCCUGAAACAUUUUCUCUUGAAAAAUACAUACCGCAUAGUAUUCAAGGAUCAGUUUUGGUGACUACAAGGCACAAGGAUAUCGACGCCCUGGUGGAAAACACCGCCGCAGCCAUUGAACUGUUUGGUCUGCCCGACAAAGAAGCUCUGCAGCUCUUAUAUCAACAGAGCGGCACAGAAGAAAAUUAA